AUGGGGCCUCUUAUCUCUUGGCUGGAGUCAAGUCCUGUUAACCAGAGUACUACAAAGAUUAGUAAUCCCGAUCUGGACUCCUUUGUUUGUUGUGCUGUAUGUUCUCGAGUGGUACCACCACCACCUUCCAAGGCUACUGUUGAUCGGAUUCGGAAGUAUAAGCCUUUCAGAACACGAUAUUACACUCAUCGUGAUAUACUGGAGAUUGGAGCAGACAUUCAACAACAACAACAUGAAGAGAAAGAAGCAGAGAUACAAGAGCGCAUUGAAAAAAUGAAAGCUGAACUUUGGUCUCAGGCUGAAAUGCACAAGGAAUGUGCAGUGGAAAAAGCUCUCAAAGAGGCAGCUGCUAACCACGAUGCAUUUGUCCAAGACCUUAAAAAAAAACAUUGAAAGGAAUUAAGGAAAGAGGUAAGGAAGGUGAAGACAGAGAUGCAGCAGUACACGGAGGAUGAACAGAAGAGAAAUGCUGAAGCUGCAGAGCAGCGUAUGGCUCAUAGACUUCAGCGCAUCCUCAUGGAGUGUGCCCAGGAGAAGAUGCAAGCGGUGGCCGAAGCCAGGAAACAGGAGAGGGAGGAAGCAGCCAGGCAGCACAGAAAGCACUUAAAGCAACUCAAAGAAGAAAGUAUGUUCGCUCAGGAACUUUGUUGUAAGAGUAUAGAGCAAUUAAUCAAAGAAAAAUGUCACAAGAUUAAUAUUGCCCUGAGUAUCACAGGAAAAGAGUAUCAGACUGAGACUGAAAAACAGCUGGAAGAAGGAGAGAUCCUAAAUCUUGAUAAGCUGGGAAAAGUGAUGACUGUGCUGAAAGCAGCAGCAGAACAGGUAAAGGCUUUCACGCAAGAACUGGAGAAGACAGAUUGGAAUGACAGCCUGGAAACUGAAAUGCAAGCAACAAGACAAGCUUUUCAAAAGUAUAUGGAUACCACACUUCCUAACCUGUCCCCUGGACAAUCAGAUUCUGUUCUGCCACUCAGAGAAGCAUUUGAGCAGAAGGACACCCCAGAAGAAGAAGAGGAUGGUGACUAGGAAUAUAGGAGAACUAGUAGUAGAACUGUGAGAUUCACAGCCACGGGUAAACAGAACUACAAAUAG
Messenger RNA from Apaloderma vittatum (bar-tailed trogon), 1092 nucleotides. Its product is annotated as chromosome unknown open reading frame, human C6orf163. The record is from RefSeq and is a predicted model, not a curated record. Lineage: Eukaryota; Metazoa; Chordata; Aves; Trogoniformes; Trogonidae.